GGUGAAUGGUGAUACGGGAUUACUAAUACAGAUUAUAUAACAUCGGUUGGGGUGGGUUGGGGUAUUAAGUAUUGAUUUUUUUAACAUUACGCAAUGUUUAUGCGGCUAAGUUACAAGUUCACAGACACAACUCAAGAUUACCUUAUAUUUACAACAAACAUCAAUAAACUGUCGGGUUAAAAUACAUGUCCAUAAAAUUGCCGUAUUAUAAUGCGAUUUCCGAGAUAACGAGCUUCCGCUGUUUUAUUUAAAAACACUGCCAAACAAAAUAAAGGAGGGAAGGAUUGAAAUUAACUUAAAAUUAAAAAUCCUUUGUUUAAUGUUAAUAAACAAAUUACGGAUUUGCAAUUGAAAGCUGUACAAGAAAACUGUUUUAUAAAACCGACAAAUAAAAUUUUAAGUGUAAAAAUGGAAGAAAUACGCGCGAGACACAAGUCUAUUCCAACUGCGGCACAUCAUAUGGCAAUGGAAUGCAUUCAUCCUCAGUCAACGCACGGCUCGCCCUAUCACGUCCAUCCAUAUCCUUCACCUGUCCGUCUGCAACAUGCCUUCCAAGCUCAGCAAAGCCCGCAAAUGUUUUACCCUAAGGGACUCAGGCCUCACAUUGACCCGAGAGCAUUUGCAACGCCAAGUGAAAGCCCAAUAUUGGGUCGUGCCCUCUGCCUCACACCAAAAGGCAGCCCCAUCCCUGGUCGAGUUUCACACCUCAAUGAAAAGUUCCAAGAUUCUCUAACUCUUAAUUCGGACACUGAUGCCCUUGUUGCCAAAAUAAGUGCAAUGUUUCCAACUGUUAGUGAAACACAUAUAAAAAUUUUACUGAGAAAAUAUUACAAUCGUGAAGCUGUAGUAAUCAGUGCACUGCAAGUGGAAAAACAUCCAAUCACUACUCCAGGCCCGCUGACAAUGUCACCUUCUACAUCACGACUGCAAAAGAGUGCUAUGGGAGUGUACUCAGCAUUACAAUUAGCCAAGGGCAUGUCGGGAUCAAUGCAUAGUUCUAAUCAUUUCACUCCAAUGACUGGCACUCCUCAAGGGUCACCACUAUUGCUACGGCCAACGUCUGGUGCUUCCAGCUAUUAUGGACUUACAAAAAAUGUUGAUACACAACAAACAAAGCACCAGUCACCGAAGAUGAAGUUGAAGUACUUAAAAAGUGUAUUUCCAAAAGCGGAAGAAACUCUUAUUCUUGAUAUAUUAGCUAAUAAGGACAAUAAUGUACAAAAGGCAAGCGAGGAACUAAUCUCUAUUGGAUACACGAAGAAGGAGACAGUAUUGACUCAACAAAAGAAGAAAGAUAAAGAAACACCUCCUCCUCCAAAAAAAAUUAUAAUAACCAAGACGACUGAAGAAAAAGAUGCAUUGAAACGAAAACUUCAAAACAAAUACAGUAGUGUUGCUGAGAGAGUGGUAUCCAUUGCAUUAGAAAGUGUAGACUUCAAUGAAGAAAGGGCUGAGCAGAUCUUAACAGCUGUCAAACAGGAAGAGGAGACGCCAAAAAUUGUGACAACCACAGAACUCAAGGACAUGAGGCGACCUGAUACUGCAGAGUUAAAAAAGGGCGUGAGUCCAGUGGAGGAGCGGAGACCGCCUGCCGCGCCCAUCGUACGCCGCCUCAAGACGUGGACCGAACACUUGAAGCCUAUUCUGAAAACGACCAGCAAUACCGAAUCUAAACACAAAUCUCAGUACUCCGUGCCAAAUGUUGGAGCAAAUCCGUUACUUCGACAAGGACCUAAGGACAACCUACUAUUGGAAGACUAUAUGACAUGGAAUGGCCCAAAUCCCGACCUGCGUUAUGGUGCAUCAGUGAAACCAGACGGGCCAGAACCAAGAGGGAAAUCAAGCUCUUUAGCUCGUGGACCUUCUGGCUUAGCUAAAGGACCUGGCGGCUUGGCGAAAGGAUCUAUAUAUCAGAAGCAUAAUAAGAAAUCUGCUAAAAUAGUUGUUUGAAUCAUCCAUAUUCUGAAAAAUAUGCUGCGAAUUUGAAGUGCAAUAAAUAACACAAAUAUUUUUUAAUCUAUGUAUUUUCUUGUUAUGAUUGUUUAAGCUUGAUAUAGAAUUAAAAGAGUAAGCUCUCAAUUGAAAUAUAUUAGUACAUAUACGGAUACUAUUUUUUUGUAGUUGUUUAUAGUACAAACAGGCACACACCGAUUAGCGAUAGCUGGUAUGGAUAACUCAUAAAGUAUUUUACAUGUAGGUAUACUUAGUGUGGCUAUAAGUUUUGUUACAUGUUGUUUUUUAUGAAGUAAUCCUAAUAAAAGUCAUAAUUUGUUGAAGUUUCGAUAGUCAAUUCUCAGGUAUUCUCACGGUGUUUUCCUUAACCAAUUUAGACGUGAUAUUUAAAAUCUUAAAAUGCACAUAACUGAAAAGUUGGAGGUGCAUGCCCAGACUGAAUUCAAACCUACGCCCUACGAAUCGAAGGCAGAGGUCAUACCCACUGGGCUAUCUCGGCUAUCUUGGCUUUGAUACCGGUUUUUAAAUCUGUCUGACCACAAAUCUAUGAAUUUACGGUGCAUUCGUAUGGGGAAAACCACUACAUGCUGAGAUUUUUUCAGACUCAGCGUGUCGUUUAGAGCAAGCCAUUUUAUCUAAAACUGACCAUAAUUUAUAGUACAUGGGCUUGUCUAAAGCCCCUGUACCCACUAUGAAUUAUGGUUAUGGUAUACAAAAAAUAAUAGACAGAAUAACAAACAAAGCAAUUGCUAAAUAGGUAUACUUAAACAAUACACACAUCAAUAUUUAGCUUCUUUAUAUACUACAUAUCAUAGGUAACAAACGAGUUUCUUUUUGGCAUAAUACUAGAUACAUCUAUAAUUUAUAAUACUAUAUAUAAAUGCAAAUACUGAUAAAGAGCAUGUCAAUACAUAAAAGUAACAAUACUAGUAAUGCCAGCUCAUAACAGCGACAUAUACCUGAAAGUCAGUUUUAAUUCAUCAGUAUUAUUAGUGAUAAUUUAAUGUUUAAUUUAAUUUGUUGUAAAAAUAUUGUCUUCUUCAACAAUAACUAUUACCAAAAAUCUAAGUCUGAAAUAUGUUUGUGCCAAUAUCGAAGUUAGCAAUAAAAAAAAUAUAUUUUAACGUAAUAUAUUUAAAUACAUAAAUGUAGGAUUAAUUUUAAUAAAAUAAUAUUUUAUUAAUUAUUAUUAGUCCGUAGUCGCAGUAAAUGUAGCGGGUGUUUCAUACUUAAAAUAUAAACAUUUAUAAACUGAUGCCUCUAUCAUUACUAGAAAAAUGCAUUCUAGUCUCGGACUCAAAACAGUCGCACGUUUUUAUUACGUGCUAAUAAAUUAUAAUUAAAUAAUAAUUGUAAUUUGUUUAUUCAUGGGAAAAACAUAACGGACGAUAGUCUCUGGUCGAUCCUUUAUACUUUACAUAAUUAUGUUUUUAAAACUGCAUUUUAUAGCUUCCAACAAUAUAGUUAAUGGUGUUGUUUACGAUAUUAUAGUAAAGUUAUAUUUAAAUCUAAGUAAGAUGAAAUAAUUUCAGUGAAAAUUCGAUAUUCCUAAUAUUUUUACAUUUCGAGCCAUAUUCUUAGAUUAGAACUCUAAGUACCUAUGCUAAGUAUAAUUAUUAUUUUUAAAAAAUCCGAUCAACUUCAAAAUCAUAGGUAGGUAAACGAAAAAUAACAUAAUAUUAUUUUCUACCUACUGAUCAGUAUGAAACCAAGCAUGUAUUAAAUACAGGCUUGGCAGCAACCUAAACUAAACUAAACCUAAGCUAAACCAGGAAAAUAUGUUUUUGAAGUCGGUUGUAUUUUUUAUGAAAAAUAAUUAUUUAUCAAUUUUUAGUGGUGAAUUUCAGCAAUCAGUAAAUAGACUCUGUAAAUGAUCAAUAAAUCAGUAAUCAUUAAUCACUAACUAUAACCACCCUUAUUUUCCCAACUUUCGGGUUGAAUUUUUUUUAUAUAAAAUCAACUUUUUAGUAAAAAGUUCAACCCUUUUUAGUAAAAAAGAAUUAUCGAAAUCGGACUACUCUGUAAAAAGUCAUGUUCAUACAUGAAAAAAAAUGUACGUGUCGAACUGAUAACCUUCUCUCCGUUUUUUCGUCGGUUGAUAAAACCGAUAGUUACGGUGUGAGUAGACAGUGGACGGAACGGAACGGCGACACGACACUGGCGAUACUUACUAUAAAUAAUUAAUUAUAGGUAAUUUUAGAAAUGAAUUUGAUAAAAGAAGAUUUUUUAUGGUUUUUUUUUAUGACAGACAUUUGAAUUUCAGUUCCAGGGAAGGCCCGUAAUAUUCUCCAUAUUAAUGACACUUUACAUUUACUACUUCAUGCCCCCUUUCGCGCCGUUUUUUUUGUUAAUACAUACAAUACAAUGCUUUUACGUCUGAAUCCAUUUUUAUUCAUGUUUCAAAAUAAUCACGUCGACUGCUGCGCGUUGGCCGACGCUAACUUAGCGGGCUCGUCACGUCGUUGCCUCGCCCGUGUCGUACUACCGUCACGCCCCGUCCGAUGUACUCCCAAACCUUUAGUAUUGAUUUAUUUUAUACUAUAUUGAUCGUAAUUGACCGUACUUUAUAAAUAAUUAUGUAAAACUUUAAGGGCUUACAAUAUGGUCAGCUAAACUAUUAUGUACUCAAUACUCACACUGCUAUAGUGCGCGGCAUUUCAUGUUACUUUUUCUGCAAACUGUAUAAGGUUUUCAAUUUAAAACAACAUACAUGAUUAUGGAAACUUGGAAAAGAGCAAAAACUAUUGUUUAAAUCUUUUAAAAAUAGUAAUUUUGUAAUUUUGAAAUUCCCUCCAGCUUGCAUCGAACACGCUAACAAGUAUUUAAUCAUGUACCUCUAAAAUUUUAUUACAAUCAUAAAAAAUAAAUUAUUUUUGUAUCUGAUUAAUUAUUGUAUUAUAGGUACGUAUUGCAAAAAUAUUUUAGCAUAGAUAAGAAUUAUACAUAAGGUAGAGUUGCAUACCAAUGCGUGUAAAUAGUUUCAGCGUUACUAAUCAUCUACAUAAUAUUAUGUAGGUACGUAGUUUCUAUUGAACUACAAACUGCUGUUGUAUCGGGCAUAUAUGCAAUUAUUACAUUUUAUUAACAUUUAGGUGUAGUUAUUCGUCCUUAUAGUUGAUGAUAUCUGCGAUGUUGUGUACUCGUCCGACGAGAUAGAUUCCAGUUAAUAAGUUGUCGGUGUUUCAAGUAAUGUUACUAAUAAUAAACAAAAGCAAUAAUAUUUUUAUGAAUAUGAGCAAUAUAUCAAUCCAAAAUAUGCUAGGUUUAGAUUGUCACACACAUUUAAUUUCAUUACAAGUAUCUAAUUAUCUAGUUUUCUAAUUAUUAGAUAGAAACUGUGGUCCCCUAAGGAAAUAAUAUUUUCUUGAGCAAUAUCUUUCAGAACUGUUGUUGUUUUUGAAGAUAAGCUGCGAUUACGAUGGUGGCUUGAGGAGGAUAUAGGUAUUAUCUUUGAUUAUAUAAUUAAAGGGUAUUAUUUAAGGACAUGUUUGUAACCCCUCCUCAAUCCAAUCUUCUGCACAGCAGUCCAAAUAAACUACUGUUUCACAGUAGGUACUCUAUUCCAUUACUUUGUGUAAAAUUUUAAAAUGAUUUGCAAGUAUAAACAGAAUUAAUUGAACUUUAAAGGAAAGAAAAAUUUACGCGUUUUUUGUGGAUAUGUAAAGUCAAAUAUACUUUCAUAAUUUUCAUAAUUUUAUCAAAGUAGGUAAGUACCUAGAUAAUUAGCUUUUCUAUUUGUUUACUAUCAAAUUUAAUAUGCAAUAAAACUGCCUUUAUUAUACUUACAAUAGUAGACUGUAGUCGAGUUUCUUGAAUAUCAAGUCUUAUUUUAUUCCUUGGUCGCUAAAAUUUUAUCUAUACAGUGUUCAUAAUAUUACCUAUUCUGUGAUACCAUUUGGAGUAUUAUUAUUAAUAAGUACCUAGAUACUUCCAUAAUACAAUAAGCUUCCUUGUGCUGGGAAAUGCAAUAAUAUUCUUAGGCGACAUCUGGCUCUGCCUGCCGGGACGAAUAUUGUACUAACAAAUGUUAUCCUUAAACACUUAAACCUUAAUUUAUAUUUUUAUUUUUCACAAAACUUUGACAUUUCGUUAAAGAAAUUAUGUAUGCAAUUUAAAAAUGUUGUUCAUUUUUUGUUGAAGAUCAAUUUGUUAAGUCCCUAGAUACUCGUAGUACCUAUCUUUGUUAAAUCGUUCCGUCAGGCGGGGCUUUGAAAAUAGCAUUUUAACACAACAUAGUUAAAUAUAAUUGCCAAAUUUUUUAAUAGUUGAAAAAAUAUCUGUUUAUUUUAUUGGAUUUUCAAAUAGAUACAGAAAGACUACGAACAUUCCAAUCACCAAAAAUAAAUAAGUAGGAUUAUUAAUUAUGUUGUAAAGCACUGUAAUUAGGUAAGUACCUUGUACAUAAAUAAACUGCAAUCUUCACACCAAUGUCAGUUUGCCGUUUUGGUAAAAAUGAUGAAAAUGAUAUUAAGCCGGCAAGUUGUGAGGUUACACUAACUAAGGAAAUAUUCUUAGCCGCUUCGACUACCGGCUAGCCAGUUCAUGUAGACAGGUGGCUUUGGUGUAAAGAAUGCUUUUUAUUCACAUAUCUUUCAAUAGACCUUUAGGGAAAUAUGCUAAGGUGUUCAGCUUAGGUUUAUAGUCCACAAUCUAGUCAAUUAGGAUAACGUAUAUUAACAUUCCAUAAUUUUUUAAUAACUUAUUAAAUUAUACUUACCUAUUGCUUAAUAAACGUUGAUGAUUUGUA
Messenger RNA from Bicyclus anynana (squinting bush brown), 6700 nucleotides. RefSeq lists its product as uncharacterized. The record is from RefSeq and is a predicted model, not a curated record. The transcript is spliced from 11 exons. NCBI's taxonomy places the organism in Eukaryota, Metazoa, Arthropoda, Insecta, Lepidoptera, Nymphalidae. Gene Ontology annotation, molecular function: ubiquitin binding. The coding region runs from base 409 to 1950 and encodes 513 amino acids.